CCUAACACUCUGUUUUUAGGCUUUUAGCCCUUUCCUUCUUCCUCUCCUCUUUUCCUCGGUAAAUUCUCAGAAGAAGGAUCCCCCACGGAUAUUCGGGUUCUUCCUUUUUCUUUCUGGAGCCUUUUUUUCUCGACAAGGUUCGGCCUCUGUUUCAUGAAUCUCGUAGUACGAGUUGGUGAAAGGUUUGGCCGUGAUGGCGACGUUCUUUCGUGCCUCGUCGCCUUCGUGCCCAAGGCAUUGCUCAAGAUGGGCGAGGGAGAGCAUGAAAUAUUGCCUGUGCAGUGUGAGAGAUGGACUGUCUCUGAGUCUAGGUUUCAUCAGUGUCAUCAGUUGGGGCGUGGCUGAAAUCCCACAGAUCAUCACUAAUUACAGGGAGAAAUCCACUGAGGGCCUUUCUAUUGCUUUCUUGACGACAUGGAUGCUCGGGGAUCUCUUCAACGUUUUCGGCUGCUUGAUGGAGCCUGCUACACUUCCAACACAAUUCUACACGGCAUUGUUGUAUACUGUGACCACAGCUGUUCUUUUUGCCCAAGCUAUAUACUAUGGCCAUAUCUACCCUGGACUUAAGAACAGGAAGGACCAAGUGGUGUCACACCAAAAGCAAAUGGGGGCAGCUCGUAAAUCCGACACAGGUAGCAAUGAAGGGAAAAUUGCUGAGAGGUGGAGGAUUGGAGUUGAUAGUCCUUGUGGAAGUCCGAGCUCACCUAUCCCUUUUCCUAGGGCUCGUCGGAAUAAUUCUGCUGGAAGAGAAUUAUAUUACACAUCGGCAAGAUCUCUGUCCAGUAGUCAUACGCCACCGGCUGGAUCCUUCUUAACCCAGAGAAUGACUCCUCCUACUCGCCAUGGUUCUUCACUUGAAGAACCCUUGCUACGUGCUCAAACUUCCCCGCUGCCUGCAUCUCCUCCUGCAACCAAAAUGAUGUUAUGCUUGGUCUCUGUGUUCAUGUUUAUUGGGACAGUAAGUCUUCCUGGUUUACUCGACGAAUCAAGAAACAUGACCUCGGGAGAGAGGAACCGAGUAUUUGUGGUGCGAGGCAUGAGAAAGCUUUUGCAGAUUUCUAGCAGUAGCUUGGGAGAGAACCAUAGCGGAGAAAGCGGUGGAAUCGGAAUGCUUAUGGGUUGGGCCAUGGCAGCCACUUACAUGGGUGGAAGGCUUCCUCAGAUCUGUCUAAAUAUGAGGAGAGGGAAUGUCGAGGGUCUGAAUCCAUUGAUGUUUCUCUUCGCAUUAGUUGGCAACUCCACCUACGUUGCAAGCAUACUCGUGAACAGUAUGGAAUGGUCGAAAAUCGGGCCAAAUCUGCCAUGGCUCGUCGAUGCAGGAGGAUGCGUGAUUCUCGACACUCUUAUACUGCUUCAGUUCAUCUACUUCCAGUAUCGAUCUGGUUCAAACCUCGAUCCAGAAGAGAAGCACGAAUCAGCAGAUGCGGUAUAGGCUGGCGGAAUGCUUUUUCCCCAUUCUACAAUGUCUCUUGUGUUCGUUUCAUUUGCUUCGGACAUGAAAGGCUUAAAAGAGUUUGCUCCUCAGAAGCUGGAGAAGUUUACUCCAUCUGCAGAAGACAAGACAGAUUCGGCGGUUUUGACUUGACACCGACAAGUUCUUUUAACUCGCGAAGAUUUGUUUUUUUUUCUUUUUUUUUUUUUUGUUCUUCUCUUUCUUGAUUUCUCUUCGUUAAUGGCUUUUCUUCAUGGUUCGAUUUUCAUCUAAACCUUUGUCAUUUUCGAUCUUGAUUAAUAAAGAUUUUGUGGUUUUUUUCGA
Molecule: messenger RNA, 1756 nt
Organism: Tarenaya hassleriana
Lineage: Eukaryota; Viridiplantae; Streptophyta; Magnoliopsida; Brassicales; Cleomaceae
Exons: 13
Coding region: 194-1432 (412 amino acids)
Source: RefSeq, a predicted model, not a curated record